Molecule: messenger RNA, 531 nt
Organism: Dinoponera quadriceps
Lineage: Eukaryota; Metazoa; Arthropoda; Insecta; Hymenoptera; Formicidae
Product: odorant receptor 4-like
Exons: 5
Coding region: 1-531 (176 amino acids)
Biological process (GO): sensory perception of smell; detection of chemical stimulus involved in sensory perception of smell
Cellular component (GO): plasma membrane
Molecular function (GO): odorant binding; olfactory receptor activity
Source: RefSeq, a predicted model, not a curated record
AUGACAUUACUUUCCGGACAAACCAUACAUAAAUUGGUACAUAUAACUGAUCCGAUAAGAAAACGAGCUGCGUCAUCUUUCGAGAAUCAUGAUUAUAAUAUGGAAUGUGAUACUUGGCGAUGCGAAGAACGGCGAUUGGAACUGCAAGAGCAAGCUACUGCCGUGAAAGAAUGCAUUCUUAGUCACAAGAAAGCAAUAGAGUUUGUACAUUUAAUGAGCAAAUUGUUUCGAUGGACUGAGAUGGCGAUGUCUGGUAUAUACGUAAUUGGUGAACUGAUACACAUAUUUUUUCUCAGCUUAAUGGCGCAAUUUAUAUUUGACCACAGUUUAAAAGUUCGCGAAUCGGCGUAUUCAUGCUCUUGGUACAAUAUGCCUACCAAGAUUCAAAAAGAUGUUGUAAUGAUCCUAAUGAGAAGCCGUUUACCAUGCAAGGUGAUGGCUGGACAAUUGUUUGUAAUGUCACUGGAAAACUUUUGUGCGAUAUUGCAGACAUCGAUGUCGUAUUUUACGGUGUUAGCUUCUUUUCGAUAA